AUGGCAUCUGAUACUCUUUCAACAACAGAUAUCAAUGAUAAUAGUGCUAACAAAGAUGUUGAACAAGACAUCACAUCUACCACCAACAAUGAUAACGUGAAUAUACCGGCUAGACCAAAUGAUUAUGAGGCAUUGUUUAAAAAGCUCGACAUUGAAGAAACUGGUGAAAUUACAUUUUUAAAUUUCAAACGAGCUUUGAAGAAAUUUAAUCAUCCAAUAAACGAAAGCCCCGAAUUGUUAUUAAAAGUUUUCAACUCAUUCGACGCCAAUCACGAUAAGAAGAUUGAUUUCAAAGAUUUCAAAGAAUACUUGAAAACCACAGAUGAUCAAAUUUUAAAGGGAUUCAAUCAACUUGAUCAAGAUAACGAUGGGAGACUAAACAAGUCUGAUUUUAUUCGUUAUUUAAAAGAGAGUUUACAUUUGAAACCAAGUGUUGCCAAUAUUGAUUUGUUAUUUAAACAGCUCGAUUCUAACGAAGAUGGUUAUAUUAAUUAUGAUGAAUUCAGGGAAUUUCUCUUAUUAGUACCUCGUUUACAAGGAUCAAGAAUCAAAACAGCAUUUACAUUUCUAUUUGAAGAAUAUGAUAUCAAUUCCGAUGGGGAUGUGACCUUGAUCAAUCAGUUUUUAGAUGGAUUCAAAUUUUUUUUGGCCGGAGGAUUGGCCGGUGUGGUAUCAAGAACUUGCACGGCGCCUUUUGAUCGAAUCAAAGUAUUUUUGAUUGCUCGUACUGAUUUAUCAUCAACAAUUUUACAUUCCAAACAAGAAAUUGCUCGUCAAAUAGCGCUGGGGGCAGAAACCCAUGUUAUUGAAGCAUUGAGAAAGAAAUUGGCACAUGCAGAAAUGGAACAGGCAGCAGAACUACUAGCAGAAGAAGCCAAAACCACCAGGGCUGCUGCUGCAAGAACAGCAGCAUCUGGUAUAACAACUGCAACAGCUCAAAAUGCAAAGACAAUCAGAUCACCCAUAGUUCAAGCAGUAAGAACACUUUGGAAACAAGGAGGAAUUAAAGCUUUUUACGUUGGUAACGGAUUAAAUGUAAUGAAAGUGUUUCCUGAAUCAGCAAUGAAAUUUGGUUCUUUUGAAGCUGCCAAGCGAUUUUUUGCUCGAAUUGAAGGGGUUAAUGACACCACCAAAAUCUCCAAAAUAUCGACAUAUUUGGCUGGAGGGUUUGGUGGGGUGGUUGCUCAAUUAACAGUUUAUCCCAUUGACACUUUAAAGUUCAGAUUACAAUGUUCCAACCUAGAUCAUCCUUUAAAUGCCAUUCUGACAGCCAAAGAAAUGUUGAAAGACGGUGGGGUCAAAAUAUUUUAUCGAGGUAUUGGUGUUGGUCUUGCUGGGAUGUUUCCUUAUGCGGCAUUGGAUCUUGGGACCUUUUCCACUAUCAAAAAAUUAUUAGUGAAAAGAUAUGGCAAUAAAGACGAUCAACUGCUACCCACAUUUUUAACUUUGAGUCUUGGUGCAUUUUCAGGGUCAUUUGCUGCCACCAUUGUUUACCCAGUGAACUUAUUGCGAACGAGACUUCAGUCGCAGGGAACUUAUGCCCAUCCAUUUAGAUACGAGGGGUUUUACGACGUUUUCUCCAAAACAAUUGCUCGCGAAGGUUAUUCUGGGUUAUGGAAAGGAUUGGUCCCGAACUUAGCUAAGGUUGCCCCAGCCGUGUCAAUUAGUUAUUUUGUUUAUGAAUCAUUGAUCAGACGCUUUUAA
This is a messenger RNA of Candida dubliniensis CD36, 1704 nucleotides long. Its product is annotated as Ca(2+)-binding ATP:ADP antiporter. Bases 1 to 1704 code for a protein of 567 amino acids. Lineage: Eukaryota; Fungi; Ascomycota; Pichiomycetes; Serinales; Debaryomycetaceae. The record is from RefSeq and is a predicted model, not a curated record. The transcript has a single exon. Gene Ontology annotation, molecular function: ATP transmembrane transporter activity; calcium ion binding. Gene Ontology annotation, biological process: transmembrane transport.